This is a messenger RNA of Anthostomella pinea, 2379 nucleotides long. Lineage: Eukaryota; Fungi; Ascomycota; Sordariomycetes; Xylariales; Xylariaceae. The record is from the annotation of a GenBank genome assembly.
AUGGCGCGCAAGGCCGACGACUGCCUUCCCAUCUCCACCACCUCACAACGAGGAUCAUCGCCCUCCAAAUUCAGACUCAAGGCCCUGCUGAGCCAUUGUCUCUAUCGGAGAGUCGUCAUAUGGACUAUUGUUGUCAUCGUGCUCCUCACUGUCUCCCUGUUUAACCCGCAGUUGGUCCCUUCACAUAAAGUCCUCGAUCUGGUACAUGGAAGCAUGGGUGAGGCGAAAAGCAUCCCCAAAGGCGAUGCGAACCAAGCUCAACAUACUGAAACCGGAGAGACCAACGGCCAGGAAAAGCUGCAAACGCCGGAAGAUGUGGAGGAAUAUGCCAGGGGAAGUGAUCAACAACAACUGGAAACUCCAGAAGAUGUGGAGGACUACGUCGGGGAAAUUACCGAGGGCAUCAUCGAUAUGUCCGGCUACGGCAAUGAGGAGGAAGAAGAGGCCAAGGAGGAGGAGGAGGCGAAUGGCCCGCAUUGGCUAAGAUACAAACAUCUCGAUGGGUUCUACAAUGGCCUGAGAGCACUUGUCCCGUUUUCAGACUAUAAGCCAGAAUACCCCAAGACGUCGCCAGCAUCCGAUCGCUCAGAGCCACCGCCUGUACACCAUACCAAACUGCCUAAGCCUUCCGCCUUCUCCGCUCAUCCAGACUACAACUCCGACCAUUGGCAGAAAACGCAUGUCCGUGUCAACCCCUGCUACGUCGACGCCGACAAGAAGAUCUCGCCUCCGGACCUGUACGCAUACGAGGGCAUUCCCCAAGGACAGCCCAAGCCUGUUAUCGGAUCACAUGCGCUUCUUGGCCUCCGAGAAGAUGUUUGUUUCGAUCGUUUCGGUCGUUACGGUCCAUACGGCCUAGGGUACGACCUGGAACAUGGAGGAGUUAACGAGGCAAUGGAAACAGAGCGUGAGGGUAGCGAAGCUGUCUGGGGAAAAUCUGGGAGAAUCAACUGGGACGACAUUGACUGGGCAUCAGCACAGGACAAAUGCUUCAAGUCGAACCGAGAACGUUUCUUCACGGGCGACAAGAAGCAAGAUGCCGAGCUCGCCACGACCGGGCGCAAGAAGGUGGACCGGAUUGCUGUCGUCAUCCGCACGUACGUCGGCUUCAAGUGGACUGCCCAUGCCGUUCUCAAUUUUCGGGCCAUGAUCUCCGAGCUCAACUUGAGAUCGGGUGGCGAGUAUGAUGUGCACUUCCUGCUCCACGUGAGAGACAACAAUGCUCCCAUCUGGGCCGACCCGGCCACGGUACAGGAUAUACUGGAAGAAAAUGUACCUCCCGAGUUCCACGGGCUCUGUACGUUGUGGUCAGAAGCUCAGAUGGCCCUGUACUACCCUGGUAACUUUGGAGAUACCUUCGAGAACCCCUCCAACGGUGACAUUCACGGAGUCUAUCGAUCCGCUCACAUGCCGCUCCAACACUUUGCUGUUACCCACCCGCAGUAUGCCCAUUUCUGGAAUUGGGAGAUGGACAUGCGAUGGACCGGGUCGUACUAUGAGCUUUUUGACAGACUCGGCAAAUGGGCCGAGAAACAGAGUCGGCAAGGCAUGUGGGAACGUGCAGCCAAGUACUACAUUCCUGAGCUUCACGGGAGCUGGGAAGACUUCACGGCGCUCGUUGAACAGGAGACGCGUGAGGCCAAGAAGAAGCCGAUAUUAGGACCGGUGACGUUCUCUGGCAAGGCCAGUCUCGAGCACGGCGAGGAUUUCAUGCCCCCGAGUUGUGCCACCGGGUCCGAUAUGUCGCAAUGCGGUGUCGGGGAGGCUGCCGAUCUGAUCACGCUCAACCCCCUCUUCGAUGCCGACGAAUCUGGCUGGGUGUUUGCUGGAGAUGUCACGGGCUACGACACGUUUAUCUCCAAGCCUCCUCGAAGAUGCGCCAUCGUGACUGCGUCUCGACUAUCCCGCCGUCUGCUGACGGUGAUGCACGAGGAGACCUGGCGUCUUCACCACAGCAUGUUCAGCGAGAUGUUCCCGCCCUCGAUGGCCUUUCAUCGCGGCUUGAAGGCUGUGUAUGCGCCGCACCCAGUGUUUCUAGAUCGCGCAUGGCCCCAGGAAGAGAUCGAAAAAGCUUUCAACGGCGGUCGCCAUCAUAGCUCCGGAGGCCACGGAUCGCCGUUCGACCUUACCAACGAACACAACCAUAAAGGUACAACUUGGUACUAUAACAGCGAGUUCGCCGGUCUACUAUGGCGACGUUGGCUCGGUUACGCACAGCUUGACGGACGCGGAAAAGACGGUGGCCACGCAAAUGGAGGUAGUCUGCGUGGUGGACCCGAAGAAGAAGAGGACCCCAAUAGCACCGGGCGACUCUGCCUCCGAAGCAUGCUGGUACACCCCAUCAAGUGGGAGAACCCAGCGGAACAGGAGGAUGACUAG